Molecule: messenger RNA, 2749 nt
Organism: Pongo pygmaeus (Bornean orangutan)
Lineage: Eukaryota; Metazoa; Chordata; Mammalia; Primates; Hominidae
Gene: GAL3ST4
Product: galactose-3-O-sulfotransferase 4
Exons: 4
Coding region: 608-2068 (486 amino acids)
Biological process (GO): glycolipid biosynthetic process
Cellular component (GO): membrane
Molecular function (GO): galactosylceramide sulfotransferase activity
Source: RefSeq, a predicted model, not a curated record
GCCUUGUUCUCUGAGCGUCAGUCUCUGGCUACCUUGCCACGUCCUUGACGAUGUCUGCUUUCAAAUAUCACUUUCUCCUUCCUUCCUUCUUUCCGCCGCCUGAAUGAAUCUUUUGUUCUGUGGCAAGCCGAGAGAAAAUGGAAAGAUUGAUUCCCAAGUGUGAAAGGGGGGUGGAAGUGGUGUCUUCCAAGAGGAGUCUGGGUGCCCUGCCGGAGAGGGGAAGAUGCAGCGGGGGAGAGACCUAGAACCGCGAUCAAAGCUGCAGCAGCUGCUGGGGCUGGCGGGACAAAGGGAGGAGGGAGGAGCCUGGGCGCUGAGAAAGUUCUUGGGGAAAGUUGAGCUGAGCCAAGAGUCGGGCGGUGGCUGGGAUGGGCGGGAGGGCCCGGCCCGAUUUCCCUUGCUGCUCCCCUUGUGGCCUGACGCUGACAGAGGCAAAAAUCUGCUAACUCAGGGGGCAGACUCAACCAAGACUGCCAGCAGGCCUGGGGAAUGACCCCCCGAUCUCCAACCAGCGCCUUCCGCAGCUGCACGGCUGUCUCCAGCUGUCUCUGCCCCUGUUCCUGGACCUGGCUCCAUCCCUCUGUCACCUCACCCUUCCCUGUGCCACAUGGGCCCUCUCUCUCCUGCCAGGACGCUGCGGCUCUGGGGACCUCGGAGCCUGGGGGUGGCUCUGGGAGUCUUCAUGACCAUUGGCUUUGCACUCCAGCUCUUGGGAGGGCCCUUCCAGAGGAGGCUACCCGGGCUACAGCUCCGACAGCCCUCAGCCCCAUCCCUACGACCAGCCCUUCCGUUCUGCCCACCCCGGCAGCGACUGGUGUUCCUGAAGACGCAUAAAUCUGGGAGCAGCUCUGUGCUGAGCCUGCUUCACCGCUACGGGGACCGGCACGGGCUGCGCUUCGCCCUCCCUGCCCGCUACCAGUUUGGCUACCCAAAGCUCUUCCAGGCCUCUAGGGUAAAAGGCUACCGCCCCCAGGGUGGAGGCACCCAGCUCCCCUUCCACAUCCUCUGUCACCACAUGAGGUUCAACCUGAAAGAGGUACUUCAGGUCAUGCCUUCUGACAGCUUCUUUUUUUCCAUUGUCCGAGACCCAGCGGCUCUGGCUCGCUCUGCCUUCUCCUACUAUAAAUCCACCUCAUCAGCCUUCCGCAAGUCACCAUCCUUGGCUGCCUUCCUGGCCAAUCCUCGAGCCUUCUACAGGCCUGGGGCCCGUGGGGACCACUACGCUCGCAACUUACUAUGGUUUGACUUUGGCCUGCCCUUUCCCCCCGAGAAGAGGGCCAAGAGAGGGAAUAUUCAUCCCCCCAGAGACCCCAACCCCCCACAGCUGCGGGUCUUGCCUUCUGGUGCUGGCCCUCGAGCCCAAACCCUCAAUCUCAAUGCCCUCAUCCAUCCUGUUUCCACUGUUACUGAUCAUCGCAGCCAGAUAUCAAGCCCUGCCUCUUUCGAUUUGGGGUCUUCAUCCUUCAUCCAGUGGAGUCUGGCCUGGCUGGACUCUGUCUUUGACCUGGUCAUGGUGGCUGAGUACUUCGAUGAGUCAUUGGUUCUGCUGGCAGAUGCCCUGUGCUGGGGUCUAGAUGACGUGGUGGGCUUCAUGCACAAUGCCCAGGCUGGACGUAAGCAGGGCCUCAGCACUGUCAGCAACAGUGGACUGACUGCGGAGGACCGGCAGCUGACUGCACGGGCCCGAGCCUGGAACAACCUGGACUGGGCUCUCUAUGACCACUUCAACCGCAGUCUCUGGGCACGGAUAGAGAAAUACGGCCAGCGCCGGCUGCAGACAGCUGUGGCCAAGCUCCGGGCUCGCCGAGAGGCCCUAGCGAAACAUUGUCUGGUAGGGGGUGAGGCUUCUGACCCCAAAUACAUCACUGAUCGCCGGUUCCGCCCCUUCCAGUUUGGGUCAGCUAAGGUUUUGGGCUAUAUACUUCGGAGUGGAUUGAGCCCCCAAGACCAAGAGGAGUGUGAGCGCCUAGCUACCCCUGAGCUCCAGUACAAGGACAAGCUGGAUGCCAAGCAGUUCCCCACUACCAUCUCACUGCCCCUCAAGACUUCAAGGCCACUCUCCCCAUAAACAUCAGACUACAGAUUUAGGUGGAAGAGCUUCCAUGUUUGAAGGGCACAUGUGAUGAGUGGGGGGCAGCAAGAUGCCAUUUCUACAUCUCCCAGAAGGGAUGAGUCUUUGUCCUGAUACAAGCCCCCUCUUCGCUGGGCUCCCAGCAGUGCUUCCCUCCUCCACCCUCCACUCAUUUUGUUCUUUCCCCCCAACUUUUUUUUUUUUUUUGAAACUGAGUCUCGCUCUGUCCCCCAGGCUGGAGUGCAGUGGCAUGAUCUCGGCUCACUGCAACCUUUGCCUCCCAGGUUCAAGCGAUUCUCCUGCCUCAGCCUCCUAGGAUUACAGAUGCAUGCCACCAUACCCGGCUAAUUUUUAUAUUUUUAGUAGAGAUAGGGAUUCAACACGUUGGUCAGGCUGGUCUUGAACUCCUCACCUCAGGUAAUCCACAUGCCUCUGCCUCCCAAAGUGCUGCCAUUACAGGCGUGAGCCAUUAGGCCUGACCUCCCCUUCCCCUUUCCUGCCCCAAGGCAGAUCCACAUCACCAAAGCUCCCUAGAGAGGCAAAAGAUGGAGUGAGCCACAGAAAGUUUGGGGCGUGGUGAGUUGGAAUGAUACGUCCAUUUCUCUACGAAAUAUUUGCUACUAGACUGUUCGUUUCUCUCUGAAAUGUUUGUUGAAUGAAUAAAUAAUUUGAAACUUC